Messenger RNA from Eremothecium sinecaudum, 3636 nucleotides. It is a transcript of the gene SPF1, whose product is annotated as ion-transporting P-type ATPase SPF1. Gene Ontology annotation, molecular function: P-type ion transporter activity; ATP binding; ATP hydrolysis activity. The record is from RefSeq and is a predicted model, not a curated record. Bases 1 to 3636 code for a protein of 1211 amino acids. NCBI's taxonomy places the organism in Eukaryota, Fungi, Ascomycota, Saccharomycetes, Saccharomycetales, Saccharomycetaceae. Gene Ontology annotation, biological process: intracellular calcium ion homeostasis. The transcript has a single exon. Gene Ontology annotation, cellular component: endoplasmic reticulum membrane.
AUGACCACUGGAUUAUUGGUUGAGAAUGCAAUUGUCAGAGAUGCUCAAUUAUUGACACCAAGAGAGCUUCUCUACAGACCAUAUAUACUUCCGUUUAUUCCAUUGUAUGGUAUAUUCUUACACAUAUAUUUCAAUGAUUAUGAGCGGUUUAUCGGUGGAUCUGAAUGGACUUUUGUGUUUCUAUGUGCUUUGAUAACGUUAAAUUUGUUGAUUGCAUUGUUGCCGGAGUGGAACGUUGAUUUAGCUGCUAAGUUUCGGUAUCGUUAUUGUUCAACUCUAGAAGAAGCUUCGCAUAUAUUAUUAAGAACCACACCAAAUAACGGUUCAGAUGGUAUUGUAAAGAUAGAAAGAGAUAGAGAUGAAAGUGGACUACAGGUGUUCUUUCAAUUCCAGAAGAAGAGGUUUUUAUGGCACCCAGAAGACUCAGCAUUUUCUUCGCCUAAGUUCUUGAUUGAUAACGAGCCAAAACUAAAAGUUUUCCAAGAUGUUAAGGGCAAUUCUGGUGAUUUGAGCCAAUUAAAAAGGCUAUAUGGUCAGAAUACGUUUGAUAUUCCUGUUCCUACAUUUAUUGAUUUGUUCAAAGAGCACGCUGUUGCUCCAUUUUUCGUCUUUCAAGUGUUUUGCGUUGCUUUAUGGUUAUUUGACGAGAUGUUGUACUUAUCAAUUUUUAACUUGUUUAUGCUAAUUGUAUUGGAGGCAGCUGCUGUUUUCCAGCGGUUAGUUACAUUGAAGGAAUUUAGAACUAUGGGUGUUAAGCCUUUCUCUUUAAAUGUCUUCAGAGAUGGUAAAUGGACUAAUAUUAUUAGUAGCGAGUUGUUACCAAUGGAUGUGGUCUCCAUUACUAGGACUCCAGAAGACGGCGCAUUGCCAUGUGAUUUAAUUUUAAUCGACGGCACUUGUAUUGUUAAUGAAGCUAUGUUAUCAGGGGAAUCGACUCCAUUACUCAAGGAAUCAAUUAAGUUACGUCCUGCAACAGAUAAAUUAGAAGUCAAUGGGCUUGAUAAAAACGCUAUUUUGCACGGUGGUACUAAGGUGUUGCAAGUGACAACUCCAGAAAAUGGCACCAAUAAUAUUCCACUUCCUCCGGAUGAUGGUGCCAUUGGUGUUGUUACCAAGACAGGAUUUGAAACUUCACAGGGUUCAUUAGUGCGUGUUAUGAUUUAUUCUUCGGAGCGUAUUUCUGCGGGUAGCAAGGAAGCUUUUUACUUUAUCUUGUUGUUAUUGCUUUUUGCCAUCAUGGCCUCUUGGUAUGUGUGGGUAGAGGGUUCAAAGAUGGGUAGAAUCCAAUCUAAGUUAAUUUUGGACUGUAUUUUGAUUAUUACCUCGGUUGUUCCAUCUGAAUUACCAAUGGAACUAACGAUGGCGGUUAAUUCUUCAUUGACCGCAUUAUCUAAGUUUUACAUUUACUGUACGGAGCCUUUCAGAAUCCCAUUGGCAGGUAGAAUUGAUGUCUGUUGUUUUGAUAAGACUGGUACUUUGACCGCGGAAGAGUUAGUUUUUGAAGGUUUAGCUGGACUAUCUGAUGACAAAGAGGAUAUCCAUCAUUUAUUCUCAGGUUCUGAAACUCCAAUGGAGACUAGUUUAGUUAUUGGCGCGGGCCAUGCAUUGGUUCAAUUGGAUGAUGGUGAAGUUGUCGGUGAUCCGAUGGAAAAAGCUACCAUUUCUGCCACGGGUUGGACUGUAGGAAAGAAGGACUCAUUAACUCAUGAAAAAUACGGUAAUUUAUUAAUUUUGCGUCGUUUUCAAUUUUCUUCCGCUUUAAAACGGUCUUCCUCGAUCGCUAUGCGUAACAAGCAGUUGUUUGCCGCUGUUAAAGGUGCUCCAGAAACUAUUCGUGAACGCUUAGUUACAGUUCCAAGUAACUAUGAUGCUAUUUACAAGUCAUUUACUAGGUCUGGUUCUCGUGUUCUUGCACUGGCCUCCAAGAAAUUGCCUAAUUUGUCCAAAUCACAAAUUGAAAAAACUGAACGUGAUACUAUCGAAGUUGACUUGGAAUUCAGAGGAUUUUUGGUUUUCCACUGUCCUUUGAAGAGUGAUGCAAUUGAAACUGUGAAAAUGUUAAACGAAUCAUCUCAUCGUUGUAUUAUAAUUACUGGAGACAAUCCUUUAACAGCUGUCCACGUUGCGAAGGAAGUGGCUAUUGUUUACAGAGAGACUUUAAUUUUGGAUCAGCCUAUCGACGGAGCAGAUCAUGCGCUAGUUUUACGUAAUGUUGACGAAACUAUUGUUAUACCAUUUGAUUUAUCUUUCGAUAAGUUUGGACUUUCCGAAAUUUACAAUAAAUAUGACCUUGCGGUAACAGGAUAUGCAUUAAACAUGCUAUCGGAAUACCCACAUUUAAAGGAUUUAAUCCGUCAUACUUGGGUCUAUGCUAGGGUUUCACCUACACAAAAGGAGUUUAUUUUGAAUGAGUUAAAGGAAAUGGGUUAUCUAACAUUAAUGUGUGGUGAUGGUACCAAUGAUGUUGGAGCUUUGAAGCAAGCUCACGUUGGUGUUGCAUUAUUAAAUGGUACUGAAGAAGGUUUGAAAAAGUUACAAGAGCAAAGAAGAUUGGAUAACAUGAAAGGAAUGUACGAAAAACAAUGUGCUUUAAUGGAAAGGUGGGGCCAACAAUUACCUCCCGUUCCACAACCAAUUGCUCACUUGUACCCACCUGGCCCAUCUAACCCGCACUAUUUGACGGCUUUGGAGCAAAAAGGUGUGAAAAUCACCCCCGAAAUGCGUGCAUUGGCUAUAGAGACAGCGAAAAUGAAAACUAUUGCCCCCAAAAACAAGUCCGAUCAAUCACAACAAAGUGCUACUGACCUAGCCAGUGCUGUUUUGAGUAAUCUGGGGAAUGCUGAAGCAGAAGAUGCUCCUAGCUUGAAAUUGGGUGAUGCUUCUUGCGCAGCUCCAUUUACAUCUAAAUUAGCAAAUGUUGCCGCCGUUACAAAUAUUAUUAGGCAAGGUCGUUGCGCAUUGGUCAACACUAUUGAGAUGUAUAAGAUUUUGGCUUUGAACAGUUUAAUCAGUGCUUACUCUUUAUCAGUGCUAUAUUUGGCUGGUGUUAAACUAGGUGACGCACAGGCUACAGUUUCUACUAUUUUGAUUUCUGUUUGUUUCUUGAGUAUUUCUCGUGGCCAACCUUUGCAAAAGUUAUCAAAAGAGAGACCACAACAUGGUAUUUUCAACACUUACAUAAUGGGUUCGAUUUUUGGUCAGUUUGCCGUCCAUAUUGUAUCUUUGGUUUAUAUAACUUUGGAAAUUUACAAGAUUGAACCAAGGGAACCUAAAGUUGACUUAGAGAAAACUUUUGAACCAUCAUUAUUGAAUACUGGAAUUUUCUUAAUUCAACUGGCUCAACAAGUUUCAACCUUCGCUGUCAACUACCAAGGUGUACCUUUUAGAGAAGAUAUCAGAAAUAACAAGGGUAUGCUAUACGGUUUAUUGGGUGUUGCGGGAUUGGCAUUGACAGGUGCAACUGAAUUUUUCCCUGAAUUGAACGAGGCAAUGAAGUUCGUCCCUAUGGAUGACAUGUUUAAGAUUAAAUUGACUGCAACACUGCUGUUUGAUUACGCUGGCUCCUGGAUUGUGGAGACAGUAUUGAAGAGUUUAUUUAUGAAUUCGGAAGCCGCAGAUAUUGCCAAACGUGACUGA